UAGGUGAAGACGCUGACCGCAGUUUCUUACGAAAAUUAUCUUUAAAGAAUGAGGGCUUUAUGAGGCAUAUUUAUGAAGCAGCUGAUGCAGCUUUACAGUUGCGUGAUUUCUACAAACAGGUGUCUUCGCCGCUUCUAUCCAACGUUAAAUUUACUUAUCCCAAAGAUCAAAUCAAGGAGGGUUCUCUAACUCGUAGUAAGUUCCGGGCUGUGUAUGACGGAUCAGAAGUGGUGGUAGCGGGUCGUGUCGCUGAAGACGUGUCAGAGAUCGAUACGCAUAUCAUAGGUAUCUGCGGAGUCUCCGAUGGACCUAGCAGGAAAAAAUACGAUGUUAUGCAUAAAAUCCCCGUGUCACGUGCUAAGAACGAAUACAUGCCGCUAGAACGUUUAUGGGCAUAUCUCACUAUCAAACAGUUGCUGGAUGAAAAAGAAAUCUCCGAUGCCGACAUUAAGGCUGAGAACACACCAGAAAAGAAAGCUUUACAAAUAGCCCUGAAGUACGAGUUUGUAACACCCUUGACUUCGCUAGUUGUAGUUAAACCAAAUGCCACAAAAUCUGCCGUAAACGCCGAAUCCGUCGACUUAAAACCAAGUUUUGAUUUUGCCGACAAUGGCUACCCGCAAAAUAUUAUCCCUCUAUCCGGGAACUUCGUAAAUUCUCUCACCUUAGCACAACCAGCCGUACAUCAACAUCUACUUUCGAGUCAACCGUUAGGUGCUUCGUUCCAAGCGGUAGCAGAUGCAGUUGAAGAAGAAUAUGUAGAUUAUGGUAUGCCAUUGUCGGGCGUCAAUUUUCAUCGAAUGGCUUUAAGGCCAACAUCGAGCUUCUUUUCUCAUCGAAUGGAUUUUAAUGGAUACCAGCCCCAGCAAAAAGGAGUUGAAAUAACUGAAGUCGCAUCAACUACAUUGAGCGCUCCUCCUGCAUCGCCCUUGAGCCAAUAUAAUUUGGAUGGCUAUCCUUGGGCUCAAGACCUCAUCAAUGUUACCGCAGAUAUGUUGGAAUUAAUGGUCAAUGGCACAAAAGUGAACCUAAAAGUAUCUAAAGACACAAAGGUCCCCACUUCAAGUGGUGGCGACGUACAAUGUGAAAAAGCGACAGACGCUUCUACGGGUGUAUGUGUGUAUCUGACGCGCUGCCGUUCUGCCAAACCAAUCAGUUCUGUUCAGUACGCUGAACUCUACUGCAUCGUUGGUGAUGGUUAUGCUGGAGUUUGCUGCCCAAGCGAAGAAGUGGAAAAAAUUGAAAGCAAUUAAUUUAAAAUAUAUUGUAUUAAAUAUAAUACGCAAUAUGCGUAACGCAACAGUGAUAUUGUCAGUAAAAUAGGUGCUUAUGCGAUUAUGACAUUACACUGAAUUUAGUCGUGUUAAUUCAGUCGUCACUGAAUUUAAGAAAGUGUCGGAUUCAGCAUGUUAGCAUCCCAAAAUUUUCAGAAGAUUUUUGACAGAAGGAAUCGUUUAGAAGCCUUAUUUGAAACGCGAUAUGUAAAACAAUCUCGAAUCUAUUCUUAGAUAAUUUCCGAGUUCAUUAGCUCUAAAUCACUCAUGAUAUCCUUAUCUGAUGCUAGUAUCUUAAUUUAGGACAGUGUGAUCAAAAGCUUCUAAUUUCUAAAGUUACCUCUGAAUUCAGGAACUAAAUUCAGUGAAGCGAAAUAAGCACUUUACUUAAUAAUUAGGAGUACAUAAUUAUCUAUAUUUUAACUGUAUAUCAUACAAAAUGUCUUCAAUGUACUUCUUUAAAAUAUCAUACUUUAAUCAUUUAUUUAUAUUGUUGAUUUAAGCCUAGUUCUCUAUAUGCUAUAUGAGACUAUUAAAUUGACAACGAAAACUUUGUGUUAUGUAUGUAAGUUAAAAAAAUACAUUUGUAAAUUUAGACCGUCUUCAGAGUACCGAAAAAUUUCAAGGGUUCCUUUUAUAAAUGAAUAUAAUUAUACAUUAUAAAUUGUUUUAAGGAUAG
Messenger RNA from Zerene cesonia (dogface butterfly), 1953 nucleotides. RefSeq names its product inter-alpha-trypsin inhibitor heavy chain H4-like. Lineage: Eukaryota; Metazoa; Arthropoda; Insecta; Lepidoptera; Pieridae. The transcript has 13 exons. The record is from RefSeq and is a predicted model, not a curated record. Bases 60 to 1253 code for a protein of 397 amino acids.